Molecule: messenger RNA, 1404 nt
Organism: Salvia miltiorrhiza (redroot sage)
Lineage: Eukaryota; Viridiplantae; Streptophyta; Magnoliopsida; Lamiales; Lamiaceae
Product: probable pyridoxal 5'-phosphate synthase subunit PDX1
Exons: 1
Coding region: 365-1297 (310 amino acids)
Biological process (GO): amino acid metabolic process; pyridoxal 5'-phosphate biosynthetic process; pyridoxine biosynthetic process
Molecular function (GO): amine-lyase activity
Source: RefSeq, a predicted model, not a curated record
CAAAAGACAAAUGAAAGAUUUUUAUUAUGAAAAAAGAUUGUAUUUUGGGGCCUAGUAAAGCGCCUCCCAUUGUGCCAAUGAGCAACAAAAAAUCCGAAACCCUAGCCUCCUCGGAAAAACAAACUUGAGCCUGUAGAUUUCUGCACCCGUUGGCCUCAUCUUCACCAUUAAAAUACUCAUCAAUUAAUAGUAGUAUCAAAAAAUUUCUUCCAAUUUGCAUAAAUAUUGGACCAUACAUACAAAGUGCUAAAACAAAUUGGCCCAAAUCACCACUCUUACAUAAAACCCUCCCACUCCACCCAUUUCACCACACCCUAUCUCUCUCUCUCUCUCUAGAAACCUCUCUCAACUCAACAAGUAAGGUAUGGCCGGAAGCGGAGUGGUGACCGUGUACGGCAACGGCGCCAUCGCGGAGACGACGAAGCAAUCCCCCUUCUCCGUGAAGGUGGGGCUUGCCCAGAUGCUCCGCGGCGGCGUCAUCAUGGACGUGGUGACCCCGGAGCAAGCCCGCAUCGCGGAGGAGGCCGGCGCGUGCGCCGUCAUGGCCCUGGAGCGCGUGCCGGCGGACAUCCGGGCCCAGGGCGGCGUGGCCCGCAUGUCGGACCCGCAGCUGAUCAAGGAGAUCAAGCAGACGGUGACGAUUCCGGUGAUGGCCAAGGCCCGCAUCGGCCACUUCGCGGAGGCGCAGAUCCUGGAGGCCAUCGGCAUCGACUACGUGGACGAGUCGGAGGUGCUCACGGUGGCCGACGAGGACAACCACAUCAACAAGCACAACUUCCGCAUCCCCUUCGUGUGCGGCUGCCGCAACCUGGGGGAGGCCCUGCGGCGCGUGAGGGAGGGCGCCGCCAUGAUCCGCACCAAGGGGGAGGCGGGGACCGGGAACGUGGUGGAGGCCGUGCGCCACGUGCGGUCCGUGAUGGGGGACAUCCGCGUGCUCCGCAACAUGGACGACGACGAGGUGUUCGCCUUCGCCAAGAAGAUCCAGGCGCCCUACGACCUCGUGAUGCAGACCAAGCAGCUCGGCCGCCUCCCCGUCGUCCACUUCGCCGCCGGGGGGGUCGCCACCCCCGCCGACGCCGCGCUCAUGAUGCAGCUCGGCUGCGACGGCGUCUUCGUCGGCUCCGGGGUCUUCAAGAGCGGGGACCCGGCGCGGCGGGCCAGGGCCAUCGUGCAGGCGGUCACGCACUACAGCGACCCGGAGGUGCUGGCGGAGGUCAGCUGCGGCCUCGGGGAGGCCAUGGUCGGGAUCAACCUCAACGAUGAGAAGGUCGAGAGGUAUGCCAACCGCUCCGAGUGAGGCGCGCGCCUCGGCUCGGCUCGGCUCCUUUGAUUAUUAUGUCAUCACAUAAUUAAUUACUCCAUGUUUGAUUGGGAAUUCUAGUGAAUCUUUGAUUUUGCCCUUUA